GUCUGGCAGCGCUGAUCUUAUCGAAUAUGUACAAUUCCAUCUCUAGAAAAACUUGCAUAAAAUAAAAAUAAAGAACAAUUGAACAAUCGCAUUUAGAAUGGACUAUGUGCACUCAGUUUGGAGCUACCUGGCCUCGAUCUGCAACUGCUGGCAAUGCACCGAGGAUCCGGUGCAGCCCAACGAGCCGAACGAGCGGACACACCUUCUCGUGGAUCCGGUGAACCAUAGUCCUGCCCUUCGGAGGAGCAACUCCGAUGGCCUCAGCACCGACUACGCGCACUCCCUUCCCAAGAAGGACGAUCAGAACGCACUCUCCAGACUGGUGCAGAAUACUGCGAUAAACAUGAUAAACGUUGGAGCCAUGGACUGCCACAGCCUGGAGCACCAGGAGUACGCCGACAGAAUAAGAUUGUACUCGCAGCGGUUGCAUCAGCAGUGGAACAAUGGCCAGCACGCCAGUAUCGCACCAAAAGGUCUCCUUAAAGACGUUCCAAGCCAUCAGUUCUAUCUGUCUAAGCCAAUCCAUCCAGAUGACACUGCUCAAAUUAAACUCUUCACCGAGAAGGCACACAUCAGUGUCUCGGCCAUACAGAUCGACCACAAAGAGGCCGUGGUUGUUCCCUUCCGGAUUCCCUGAUUAUCGUAUCUUAAGUGAAAUAAAGUGAUAAAUUUAUAUGAAAUCAAAAUCUAUAUUGGUACUAAGUAGCCCUUGAAUAACCAGGUAAUCGACUAAUUUUCAUUAAGUGUACAGAAGCAAAUAAAUACAAACUAUAUUCUUAA
Drosophila sechellia is the source of this 780-nucleotide messenger RNA. It is a transcript of the gene Lamtor1, whose product is annotated as Late endosomal/lysosomal adaptor, MAPK and MTOR activator 1. Bases 98 to 637 code for a protein of 179 amino acids. The transcript has 5 exons. The record is from RefSeq and is a predicted model, not a curated record. NCBI's taxonomy places the organism in Eukaryota, Metazoa, Arthropoda, Insecta, Diptera, Drosophilidae. Gene Ontology annotation, cellular component: Ragulator complex; membrane raft; late endosome membrane. Gene Ontology annotation, biological process: endosomal transport; positive regulation of MAPK cascade; positive regulation of TOR signaling. Gene Ontology annotation, molecular function: molecular adaptor activity; guanyl-nucleotide exchange factor activity.